AUGCUUCUCUCCGAUCCAUAUAAUGAGAGAAUCCUGAAAAGCGACAUAUCGCUUAUGAAAAGUAUACUGUAUCGAUUCGAGGAGCAAAACGGACAAGACAUUGCAACAAGGGAAACUAUUUCAGAGCUGAGAACUCUGAAAGCUGAACUUGUGAAGCUAUGGAAACGGAGAAUAAGAGAUAUUGUGAAUUUUGAAAUCGGUGCACUCAUUUUUGUAAGUUAA
Molecule: messenger RNA, 222 nt
Organism: Caenorhabditis remanei
Lineage: Eukaryota; Metazoa; Nematoda; Chromadorea; Rhabditida; Rhabditidae
Exons: 1
Coding region: 1-222 (73 amino acids)
Source: RefSeq, a predicted model, not a curated record